AGGAACUACGUGCAGAGAUGCUGGAGAUGAGAGAUGUCUACAUGGAAGAAGAUGUCUAUCAGCUACAGGAGUUAAGGCAACAACUGGAUCAAGCUAGUAAGACUUGUCGUAUCUUACAGUAUCGUUUGCGAAAAGCAGAGCGACGCAGCCUUCGUGUUGCACAGACUGGCCAGGUGGAUGGAGAACUCAUCCACAGCCUUGAACAAGAUGUCAAGGUAGCCAAAGAUGUCUCUGCGCGUCUCCAUAAUGAACUUGAAGCAGUGGAGAAAAAACGGAUUAAACUGGAGGAGGAGAAUGAAGACUUGCGCCAACGGCUCAUUGAGAGUGAUUUGGCUAAGCAAGUGUUACAGAAUGAGAUGGACAAGCUUAGAGAGAAUUCUUUAAAGAAAAGGGGAUCACGUUCUCUAGGGAAGACAGACAAGAAAUCAUCUGUCCAGGAAGACAGUGCAGAUCUCAAAUGUCAACUGCAUUUUGCUAAGGAGGAAUCUGCUCUAAUGUGUAAAAAACUAACCAAGUUAGCAAAAGAGAAUGACAGUAUGAAGGAUGAGCUGACAAAAUACCAGUCCUUGUAUGGGGACCUGGAAAGCUCUCUCUCCAUAGAAGAGCUGGCUGAUUCACCUUACUCCAGAGAAGCUGAGCUAAAGGUCCAUUUGAAACUUGUUGAAGAAGAAGCCAAUAUUCUGAGCCGCAGAAUAGUAGAGCUUGAGGUUGAAAAUCGAGGACUGAGGGCAGAGAUGGAUGACAUGAAGGGGCAGGGAGAUAAAGACCUUUUGGGACAAGAUAUCCAGUUGGCUUUCUCCAUGGCAAACAAUGGAGAUUCUGGGGAGAGUGUGACAGAACUCAGGCGGCACUUGCAGUUUGUGGAAGAAGAGGCAGACCUGUUGAGACGUUCAUUGAUGGAGCUGGAGGAACAGAAUAAGCUCCUCAUGAAUGAGCUCAAUAAGUACAAGUCAGAUCAUGAUCUAGAUAUUACUUUAUCUGAGGACAGCUGUUCUGUGAUCAGCGAGACUUCUCAAGAAGAACUGGCCACUGCCAAGGUCCAAAUCAGUGAGCUUAGUGGCAAAGUUAAGAAGCUACAGUAUGAGAACCGUGUGCUCCUCUCCAACUUGCAACGUUGUGACCUUGCCUCUUGCCAUACCACCCGACCCAUGCUGGAGACAGAUGCUGAGGCUGGUGAUUCUGCCUUGUGCAUCCCAACCUUGCUUUGGAAAGAAAUUCCUAUUGGGGGAGAAAAUGAUGCAAAGGAGAAAGUACCUAGCAAUGGCUUCAGCAAAACUCACGAAAGCAGCCCCAACCAGCUUUCCAAAUUUAAAGACUUUGAGACCCUCCUUGACAUCAGAGAUCAGGCUGCUCUUGUCAGCAAAGCUAUUGAUGUCCUGAUUUCUGAUGCCAAUGGCUUUACCUCUAGCCUCAAACUUUGCAUGGACAAUGACUGUGCACAGCUAGUUUUGAGUGAGGCAAUGGACAAUGAGAAUACUACGGACUCUAAGCUGGUCAAUGCUAUUUUGAUGCGGCUUGGAGUCCUGCAACAGGAGCUAAACACCUUUAUGAAAAAAGUGGACGGUAUUGGUGGCUGCUUGAAAGAUCAGCAGGAUUCCCUACCAGGUUCCAGCUCCCAGGAUUCCACCAAAGAAGCUCUACGAAAAAGUCAUGGUGCUGAAUUCCAGCAGUCUGACUUUAGGGAGGCCCCAGACUGGGAUGUCGGGGAGAGCAGGCCCUCCGAUCUAUAUCGCAGCAACAGCAGCAGCAGCAGCAGCACUGCCACCAUCAAUUCGGAAGCCAACAUGGGACAUGACCGGAGCUACAAGUCAUACCAACGAGAAGAGAAGGAUUCUUACGUGUCUGAGAUCAAGGAACUGCAACUAGUUCUUUCUGAAGCUAAUGAGAGUUUGAGGGGCCUACAGGAACAACUUUCCCAAGAAAGGCAGCUUAGGAAAGAGGAAGCAGAGAACUUCACACAAAAAAUCUGCCAGUUAAAGGAUGAUCACCAGAAGGCCCUCCUGAGAAGAGAAUUUGAGCUGCAGAGCCUGAACCUUCAGAGGAGAUUGGAGCAGAAGUUCUGGAGCCAGGAGAAGAACCUUCUGGUACAAGAAUCCCAACAGUUCAAACAGAAUUUCCUGCUUCUUUUUAUGAAGCUCAAGUGGUUUUUGAAGCAUUGGAGACAGGGGAAAACCUUGCAAAAUGAAGGCAGUGAUUUCUUGGAGGUGAAUAGCAUGAAAGAACUAUAUUUGCUGAUUGAAGAGGAAGAACUGAGCCCACAGCAGCAAGCAGAUAAUAAGACAUACACUGGAGAUCUUUGGUCCCAGAACAUGCCCAAUGAAUAUACCAAGACCUUGUCAGAUAUGAAGGUGAUCUUGAAGGAGCUGUGCACAGAACUACGGGAAGAGAGGAGAGGCAUGAACGAACUGCAGCAACAGUUUGCCAAAGCCAAAGCCACCUGGGAGAUGGAGAGAACUGAACUCAAGAGUCUUAUCACUCAGUUAGAAACUAAGACUGGAAAAGGUCCAGCAGAACGUGCUCUUUCUGAGUGGAAAACUGCUCUGAAGAGGGAAAGGGAAGAGCAUCAGCAUCUCCUAGCUGAAUCAUAUAGUGCUGUUAUGGACCUGACCAAGCAACUUCAAAUCAAUGAGAAGAACUGGGAUCACGAAAAGCUGGAACUCUUGGAUCAUUUUAAGGAUGAACAGCAGCAGGCAGAGCAACAGGUGAAAGAACUGCAGAACAAAAUUAACCAGCUUCAGAAAGGUGCCAACCGAUGGGCCUUAAAAGCCUCUGAAAUGGAGAAGCAUGGUGGUAGCUGGAAAGAGACCCUCAAUGAGAAAAUCACUGACAAAGAGAUGGCUUCUGAAAUUGAUAUCAAAGGAAGUAAUUUAAAAAGGACAAAGUCAGUUUCCUCCAUGUCUGAAUUUGAAAGUUUGCUUGACUGCUCUCCUUAUCUUCCUGGCAAAAGCAGCACUGUGAUCAUAGACAAUGCCCACAGCAGAAAAGUAUCUCCAACUACACAGAAGUUGCCAGAACCUACUGGGAUCACUUUUGAGAACUUUGCUUGUGUGAACAGUAAGCAACCUACACCCAAGAUCCUGGCUUCAGAGAAGCUGGAUGCUUCCCCUUGUGAAUGCAUUCAGACAAAUGACUUACCUACAUUGGAACAGACCCAGAAACAAAUGCAGAGGAGCUAUACAGCUCCAGACAAAACUGGGAUCCGCAUAUACUAUAGCCCACCUGUCGUACGAAGGUUGGAACCUCCUCCAAUGCACAACAGAGAGGAGAAGAUCAUGGUUGAGCCUGGUUUUCUAUUCACAAUGGCUAAGCCCAAGGAAGAGUCAGACAGCUCAGAAAACAUGUAUAGUCGAUGGUUGUGUAACUUUUCCAAGCAGCAUCGGGAAUUACUUGAUGGUAGUGCUGUUAGUGAGAAAGCUGUAGCUCCAGUGUCCAAAUUCCCACCAUCCCUGCAUAACCUUGAAAUUUCUGGCAACAUGAGUGAUGACAUGAAGGAAAUCACCAAUUGUGUUCGUCAAGCUAUUCGUUCCAGUUCCCUUGAAAGAAAGGUUAAGAGCACCUCUAGCCAGACAGUGGGAUUGGCCAAUGUUGGUACCCAGACUAUUCAGACGGUCAGUAUUGGCUUGCAGACAGACAUACCCAGAGGAAGCAUCCACAGUAGUAAGAGCUGGUCACCACGAAGUUCCUCCCUUGUGUCAGUGCGCAGCAAGCAGAUUUCAACAUCUCUGGACAAAGUCCAUUCCAGGAUUGAACGGCCCUGUUGCUCUCCCAAAUAUGGUUCUCCCAAACUCCAAAGAAGAUCAUUAUCUAAGCUGGAUAAUUCCAAGGACCGAAGCUUGUGGAACCUCCAUCAGAGUAAGCAAAAUGGCUCAGCCUGGGCUCGGUCCACCACUACUAGAGACAGUCCAGUUCUAAGCAACAUUAAUGAUGGCUUGUCUAGCUUAUUCAAUGUUGUGGAGCAUUCUGGGAGCACAGAGUCCAUAUGGAAGCCUGGAUGCCAGGAAAGUAAAGCCAAGCCAGAAGCACCAAAAUAUGGUAUAGUGCAAGAGUUUUUCCGGAAUGUGUGUGGUAGAACUCAAAGUCCCACUUUGGUUCCUGACAAGAAAGACCCAGUUGGAGGGGACAACAGUAACAAGAAGCCAGAACCUUCCUCAGCAAUGCUCCAGCUUUUGGAAAACACCUCCAAAAAAACUACAAAGCAGAGCUGCAAUGAGGAACCAAAGCUCUCCAGUCUAAGCCAAGGUGGCAAGGACAGAACCUUAAAGGAGACUGAUGCUGUUUCUGCUACUAUUGCCAACGAGGAUAUUGCUUGUGACUGCAGCUCUCAGUCGUUGACUUCCUGUUUUUCUCGGUCAUCACGUUCAACUGUCCGACAUUCCCCUUCUAAGUGCAAAUUGCAUCCCCUUGAUGGCAGUCGGGUGGAGGAGAAAAUAGGGCCCUCAAGUGAGUGA
Protobothrops mucrosquamatus (brown spotted pit viper) is the source of this 4448-nucleotide messenger RNA. It is a transcript of the gene MTCL2, whose product is annotated as suppressor of glucose, autophagy associated 1. NCBI's taxonomy places the organism in Eukaryota, Metazoa, Chordata, Lepidosauria, Squamata, Viperidae. Gene Ontology annotation, biological process: regulation of autophagy; insulin receptor signaling pathway. Bases 18 to 4448 code for a protein of 1476 amino acids. The transcript is spliced from 14 exons. The record is from RefSeq and is a predicted model, not a curated record.